AUGCCCACAGUGUUUCUAAGCAAGGUGUGGAAGUUCUUCCUGCCACAAUGCAUUCAAGCAGCAGCUGCUUCAAGUGGUGAAGAUCCUCCAAUGGCAGAUCAAUUCCCACCUAAUACCAAUGAUGAAGAUAUAUUGAUAUCUGAUAUGAAUCGCCUGGCUGUAAGCUCGGAGUUGCAAAGUCAGCCUGCAAUAUCUCAAUUUUUGGAACAAGAAGCAGAUGAGAGGCAGACUACUGACACUGAGGUUCUGAAACUGACUGAAAAUGCAAGAAAAAGACAAAUGCACAAGUUUUAUUGUACCAUCCACGUACUAUGGUCUUGCAAGCUGGCAGGUCUUGGGAGCGCUUUAUUGUUGCCCAUCCCUAGAAGAGUCUCCACAUGGAACCAAGGAGGAGCCUGCCGAUAUUGGAAGUCUUUGGAUUGGGCUAUUUUGCAGGGGUUUUUUGUGUCAUUAUUAAUUCUACAAGUCAGGCUAUGUCAAAGUAAAACAGUUUCACUUACAUCAUCUACUUCCAAAACUCCCUCCGAGGUGGCCGAAAGGUCUCAAACACUCUGUGGAACCCAAUCUUUAUCUGUGUGA
This is a messenger RNA of Melampsora larici-populina 98AG31, 579 nucleotides long. RefSeq lists its product as uncharacterized. Bases 1 to 579 code for a protein of 192 amino acids. The record is from RefSeq and is a predicted model, not a curated record. The transcript is spliced from 3 exons. NCBI's taxonomy places the organism in Eukaryota, Fungi, Basidiomycota, Pucciniomycetes, Pucciniales, Melampsoraceae.